GAAAUGAGUUGGUUUUUUAAAUCUAUUUUACUCUCGCUGUUUAUUUUAAUUCCAAUUAGUUCAGUGGCGAAUCAAUGGCAGCUCGGAAUCAGGGAAUAUAAUUUUGCCAAUUGUGUUGAACAUUUAAUAGUCGCUGAAAAUGUGGAUCAUACAAAAAACAUUCGAAUUAGUGUAAAAACGGAGGAUGGUGGUUUUGGAAGCUUUAUUGCUGGUGAUAUAAUCGAUCGACUCAGAGCUAGGUUGAAAAACGAUUUUACAACAUUUGAGCUUUUAUCAAUAACAAAUAGAAACCCUAUUUAUGAAAUUCACACUCGAUUGAUAAUUGUGGAUUCUUUUGAUUCGCUUAGGUAUAUACUUCAACUCCAACGGCAAACUACUCACGACAUCCAUGGAUUACUCCAGUACUAUUACAUUAUCCUGAUAAACUACCAGGAAGGCACCAAUGUCAUAGAAAAAAUUCUGGAAUUUUGUCUUCAAAUGUCCAUUGUCAAUGUCAACCUCAUUGUUGAAGAUCCAAAGGGAACUGACACAAUUUACACAUUUUUUCCAUUUACCGAGAACAGCUGUCGCCGAGCUACACCAAUAAUUUAUAAUCGUUUUGAAGAUGGCAAACUCCAAUGGAAUCGAAAAGUAUUUCCAAGGAAAACCAAAAACUUAUGGUUGUGUCCCGUUAAGGCGGUCACAUGGCAUAAACCUCCUUUUGUUUUUCUCCAUGAAGAUCAAGAAGUUUCAGGAAUUGACGGGAAUUUUUUAAUCUUCUUAUCAAAAUCCAUGAAUUUUACACUCGAUGUGUUUGAAUCCCCACAGGGAUUAGGGGAAGUUCGUUCUAAUGGAACGAUGAGAGGUGCCUUUAAGAUAUUAGAUGAUAAGGAGAGUGAUUUGAUGGUUGGCGGGACAAUUUGUUCGAAACCGAGGAGGGCGUAUUUGGGCUGCUCAAGAGACUACUUUAUGACAUCGGUUCAGAUCUUAAUCAAGAAGCCUAGCCCCUAUGGUUCACUCGAGGUUCUGCUGUUUCCCUUCGAUUCACAAACUUGGUGCACAUUUUUUAUGUUCCUCUUCAUGAAUCUAAUUGCUCGAGCUUUAUGUAAGAAGAUUGCAAGGGGCUUCGGUGGCAAAGGAGUUCUGCCGAUGCGUCUGCAAAUCAUCACGUGGCUCCUGAGUUUCUUCAUAAUUCGAAGUUCCUAUGAAGGCUCAAUAUUUCAGUUCCUGCACAAUCAGCCAAUGCGACGAGUUCCCCAAGACUUCGAAGAGGCCUUAGCUGAGGGCUACAUCUUUAUAGCCAAAUCAACAUAUUUGCCAUUCAUCAAACACAUCCCUCUGCUGGUUGACAAACUGAUACUCACUUCUGUUCCUCUGUCGAAACUGUUUGACGAAUUUGACAAAUUCAAUGGAAAAUAUGCCCUCAUAAAUUUGGACAACUAUCUCACGGCUAUAGCUAAUGAUUCUUCAAGGUAUGGCCAAUAUGUCGAAGUGCGAGAGCCUAUAUUGCAUAAUAUUGUUUGCAUGUAUUUGCAAAAGUUUUCAUUUCUGACUGAGGAAAUAAAUCGUCAAAUCGAGAUGAUGGUCAAUCAUGGACACAUGGAAAAAGUCUAUGAAAUGUCGGUAACUGAUAAAUUGAGAAAAUUCAAAGGGGCACACGGCAGCGCGGUGCACACAAUACCGCUGAACGAAAUAACUGGGGCUUUUGAACUGCUUUUCUUUGCGAUUUCAGUAGGAUUUUUGAUUCUACUGAUGGAAAUUUAUGCUGGAAAAUGUGUGAUUUUGAAGAAAGUUUUAGAUUUUUUCCAUUAA
Molecule: messenger RNA, 1791 nt
Organism: Eupeodes corollae
Lineage: Eukaryota; Metazoa; Arthropoda; Insecta; Diptera; Syrphidae
Exons: 3
Coding region: 4-1791 (595 amino acids)
Source: RefSeq, a predicted model, not a curated record